Molecule: messenger RNA, 1752 nt
Organism: Iphiclides podalirius (scarce swallowtail)
Lineage: Eukaryota; Metazoa; Arthropoda; Insecta; Lepidoptera; Papilionidae
Source: the annotation of a GenBank genome assembly
AUGUCGAAUUUAUAUGAAAAGUUGCCGAGUAAAGAAGGGCCGAGACCAUAUAAAUGUCGACAGUAUGCCUCAAAAGUUUCAAUAAACUUGAAUAAUUUUCGAAAAGAAGGGAGAUUUUGCGAUAUUGACUUAAUCUCAGGAAAGACAAAAGUUAAGGCACAUCGUGCUGUAUUAGCGGCUAGCUGUGAAUAUUUUGAUGCAAUGUUUAGUGUUGGUCUUGAAGAGAGCCAAAAAGGUCAUGUAGUACUGCCCACUGUUCCACCGGGUAUUCUACCUUUAAUUAUUGACUUUAUAUACACUGGUGAAAUAGUGAUAGACAAAGCGACAGUGCAACAUCUUUUAAUUGCUGCUGAUAUGCUACAACUAAGAGAGCUUGUUACGGGGUGUGGUGAAUUCUUAAAGAGAGAAAUACACCCCACAAACGCCCUUGGGAUAUUUAGAUUUGCUGAGACUCACAACUGUAUGGAUUUAGCAGAAGAUGCCUUAACUCACGCUCAAGGCAAUUGGAAUAUUGUUGCUAAUGGUGAAGAGUUUUUAGAAUUACCAUUGCAACAGCUUGUUACUUUAUUAUCUUCUGAAGAACUUAAAGUGGAAAAUGAAGCGCAGGUACUAUAUCCAGCGCUGCAAUGGCUGGAGUACGACCCGGCCUGCCGCAGGCGCCAUUGCUUUGAAGUACUGAGCCACGUUCGUUUGCCGUUGAUCUCGCCGCAAGUCCUGGACGACGCGCUCAAAACUGUUCAAGACCCGUCGAUAGCGCUCGCCUUGAAAACCGUCAGAGAUGAUAUGAAGUCCGGUCGGGGGGCGCUGGUGUCGCUGGCGGCGGAGCCCCGCGCCCGCUCCCGCCGCGUGCUGCUGGUCGCCGGCGGCUCCUGUCACGACAACGCCGCGCACCCGUCCCUCACCGCGGACAACAUACUGUCCACCGUUCUAAAGUUCGACCUGCACAAGAGAGAGUGGGAGGAGCUCGCGCCAAUGGGCAUAGCGAGGAUCCAGCCAGGCGUUGCCACGCUCGGCGGGCGGGUGUACGCGGUGGGCGGCGAACAAGGCAGCCAGAUACUCGCGAAUGGUGAAGUGUAUGAGCCUCAGACAAACAAAUGGUCGAACAUAGCGCCGAUGAGGGAGGCCCGUUGCGAAUUCGGCUUAACUGGCUGGAACGGAAGCCUGUAUGCAUUCGGCGGCUGGGUGGGCUCCGAUAUGGGCGGCUCCGUCGAGGUGUACGACCCCAUAAACGACGAGUGGACGCUGAUCGGGAAGAUGCCCGAGCCGCGUUUCGGCAUGGGCGUGGUCAACUUUGAAGGUCUGAUAUACGUGGUGGGCGGCUGCACACACACGUGGCGGCACACGCGCGACCUGCUCUGCUACGACCCGGCGAGCGGCAAGUGGAGCGCGCUGGCGCCGAUGCGCCACGAGCGCAGCCAGGCCGCCGCGGUGGUGCUCGACGGCCGGCUGUACGCGAUCGGCGGCAACGCGCCGCGCCGCGCCGUGCUCUCGUCCGUCGAGCGGUACAACUUCGACGAUAACACGUGGGAGGAGGUGGCGAGCCUGAAAGAGGCGCGGGCGGGGUGCGCGGCGGGCGCGGCGGAGGGCGUGCUGGUGGCGGCCGGCGGCGACAGCGAGAGCGGCGGCCAGCGCGCCUUCUACCGCGCGCGCACCACGCUCGCCUCCGUGGAGGUGUAUGAGCCGCGCGAGAACGCGUGGCGCCUCGCGCCGCCCCUCCCCCACUCGCGCGCCGAGGCCGGCUCCGCGCUCCUC